GGCCUGGUAAGCCCAGUUCUCGAGGCUGCAAGCUGCUGCAAGGCCAGGCCUCGAAAGGGUCAUGAUGACUGGGUAGUGGGUGGCCACCAUGGAACCCCACCAUCACCAUGGGCACCACCCAUGCCGAGGACUUGGAUUUGAAGCAAAUUGGCAGGCAGCUCUGCGGAGCCUCUCCCUGGCAGUGCUUGGGAGAAUUCAGAGGCGCUGACUGGCUGUCGGCGGGAGGUGGGAAGCACUUUGCCACUGCUGAGCCCCUACCCAGGCUGGAGCCAGGUUCCGGGAGGAGGACUACACUGUACAUGUGCGGCUGAACGACUACCUGGACAUUAUCUGCCCACAUUACGAAGACGACUCCGUGGCAGAUGCCGCCAUGGAGCGGUAUACGCUGUACAUGGUGGAGCGUGAGGAGUAUGUGGCGUGCCAACCCCAGUCCAAGGACCAGGUCCGUUGGAAGUGCACCCAGCCCAGUGCCAAGCAUGGCCCAGAGAAGCUGUCUGAGAAAUUCCAGCGCUUCACGCCCUUCACCUUGGGCAAGGAGUUCAAGGAAGGGCACAGCUACUAUUACAUCUCCAAACCUAUCUACCAUGAAGAAAACCAGUGCUUGAAGUUGAAGGUGACUGUCAAUGGAAAAAUCACUCACAGCCCUCAGGCCCACGCCAAUUCACAGGAGAAGAGGCUUCCAGCAGAUGACCCCGAGGCUCGGGUCCUGCACAGCGUGGGAGUCAGCGCUGCCCCUCGCCCCUUCCCGCUGGUCUGGGCUGUGCUCCUGCUCGCUCUGCUGCUACUGCAGACCCAGUGAAGGUGUGUGCUUCACCGGGCUCAAGGAUUGCCACUGGGCGGAGGGGCGGGGGCAAGCACCCCGAAGCCCCAGCCCCGGGAACCACUCCCACCCCAUGCACAAGCUGCCGCCCUGAAGCCUCAGAAGGUUCAGUAUUACGGGUUUCAACCCAAAGGAGUUCAACCCGCCUGACUGUGCCGUUCCUGCCUCCACCUCAGAGGGACGGAGGAAGACGUGGGGAAGGGUCCUUUCCCUGCGAUUUCUACCUUUAAGCCAAAGAAACGGGCUGUGCAGGCCGGCCUGGCCCAUUUCGAGGGCCCAGUGGGAGAGGAGCUGGAAGGGCCUGCGGUCAUGUAGUUGGACGCUAAAGACGCCCUUCCCCGAGGAAGCCGUGAUGUCCAGAUGAACUGACUGAAGGAAAUGCUUGAGACAGCUUCCUGCGUGAGAGCCAGGUACAGGAGAAGCAGCAUGCUUGGGCUGACCCAGCAUCUCUGCAGGAUUUCCACCUGCCGAACUGCCGGAGAGGUUCGUAGCCAGGCACUGACUGCAUCCUCCCCAUCCUUCGGGCAGCAUUCCCUGGAGCUGUGCCAACGCGAGGACGAGGCUGUUCAGAGUAGAGCUGUAAGGGCAGUGCCCGCGUGUACAGUCUGUGUAGUGUACCUAAAGGGCAGGGCCCACAUGUACAGUGUCUGUAGAUAAACGUGCUGUGUCUGCUCAUUUCUACAACUGGAGUUUUUUUUUAUACAGUGUUCUUGGAUUCAUAAUAAAGUAAUUUUUUUGGA
Peromyscus maniculatus bairdii (prairie deer mouse) is the source of this 1560-nucleotide messenger RNA. Lineage: Eukaryota; Metazoa; Chordata; Mammalia; Rodentia; Cricetidae. The record is from RefSeq and is a predicted model, not a curated record.